UAUGUCUCAGCUGGCAGCUACUUCACGCUACCCGACCAUGAGCCACUCCACUGCCGUGUCGCCAUGGCAACAGCCGUUUUCCUCUCAGCUCUAUCCUUCCCCAUUGGCAUCGGCCCACCAGCUGUCACAUGUCGAGCUCCCAGCUGCCAGCAACAUCACCCACCUUGAGGUGGACCUAAACGUGUCCCCUAGGGACCUCCUCCCUGCAUACCAAUCUGCCGCGCUGGCCAACGAGGGCCACCUGGAGCUCCAAGAGCUGCCAUUCACCCCCAUCCAUGCCCCCAUCAUCACCAUGGGAACACAUGCUGUGCCCAGCUCUUCCUCUGUGAGUUCCAGGAGCUCCCUGGCCCACCUCUACUCAGCCGGCUUCCCCUACAUCACAGACCCCAGUGGGCUGGUGGCUGAAGUGCUGGACCCGACAGAACCAGUCAACUUUGACCCCCAGAGAGAGGAGGCGGAUCCCCUGCAGGGCAAUGUGCUCCUGCUGCAGUUUCUGGCAUUUUCCAGGAUACCACAGCAAGGGGGGAGCAGCAACUGGCCAGACUCUGUUCAUUUCACCUUCCAGCUCUACCGCUUCCCACCAGUGACCACACAGUGCCUGAAACUACUGGGCAUCGACAAGCUGCCGAAGAAAUCCAGCGAGACGCCUCCCUGUGUCCUGGCCGUCAUUAACAAGGAUGGGACAGUCAACUCUGGCUCCCCGGGGCUCCAGCUGCAGUUUCGUGUGGACGGGGCAUUCUUGCAGCCGGGUGAGAGACGCUGGUUCCUGCGCUACCUGGCCCUGCACACUCUGCAGGUGGAUGUGUGGGACAGCCAAUCCCUCCUGCUUAUCGGCUCCACAGCCCUGGGGCUCAAGCAUAUGUUGCGGCAGGGCCGUCCAGCUGUACAGGCCACUCAUGAGCUGGAGGUCAUCACCACAGAGUACAUGGGUGAAGGCGUGCCGGUGAGCCUGCACCGGGCCCCCAACCCGAUCAGCGUCUUCACCACCAUCAAAGGUCGGCUCCAUCUGCGCCUGGGCAACGUGGGAUGUCCUGUAGACCAGAACAAACCCAACAAGCCCCAGUGUCUUCCUCCGUCACGCUCCCACAUCAUCUCACCGCCGGAUGCCACAAGUGGCUUCACCGGGGGCAGCUUGUCUUCCAAGAGCAUCCAACGACUCAACGUGCGUAACGCGGCGCGGGCCCAGAGGCUGGUGGAGCUGGACGGGGACCUGGUGCCGUUGCUCCAGAGCCAUAUGAAGGAGGGCGGUGGGACGCCCCUCACUAACACCCCCUGGUGGGGCGAGACAGACGACGUACGCCAGCGCAAACUCAAUCGCAUGGUGGCCGUGCGGCAGCACGAGGGGGGACAAGAUGGCACCGGCAGCGAGGUCAAGACGAAGGUCACGGGCCGCCGAGCAGAGCGUGCCCAGUUGGCGCGGGACCUGCGCCUGAUGCAUGCCUACAGGGAACGCAGUAAGGCAGAAGGGAUCACCCACAUACUGAGCCAGGCCAUCACCAUACACCACACCCUCUACGCCACGCUGGGCACCGCCGAGUACCUGGAGUACAUCCUCCGCAACCCCUUCAACACCCCACAGACCGUCACCAUCUAUAGCGAAGACCCCGAGCUCAGUGUCAUAACGGACUGUGACGAGUGGAGGUAUUUCAAGACACUGACCAAAACCUUAACCCCCCUGGAGGAGGACAUGUUCCACCUCAAAGAGGGCACGCUUGCCCCCCAGGUGUACCUGCGGCCCAAGGAGAGUGUGCACGUCCCCCUCAAAUACCAGACCUUCGUCUCAGACAACUCUGUGGUUCCCCAGGGGCCGAGUCUCAUACCCAGUGGCAGAAGUACUCAGGUGGCCAAGAAACAUCUGUCCAAUACUGUGCUGGCCAAGUCAAUCAAGGUGACAUUCAGGGCAGAGGAUGGUAAGCCGCUGGCCAUCUGCCAGGUGAGCGUGGAGCCCACGCCGCACGUCAUUGACCAGACAUUCCGCUUCUACCAGCCAGAGUUGUCCUUUCUGAAGAAGGCCCUGCGCCUGCCCCCCUGGGAGAGAACGCCAGUUGGAGACACAGAUGCUGGGUUUCAGAUCUCAGUGCGCUGCAGUGACCCCAACGUCAUCUGUGAAACAAAGAUGUUGGCACAAGGGGAGCCUCAAGAUGUGUAUUUAAAAGUGCCGGGCAGUCCGAGCCCGCAAAUCCGAAAGUUCUUCGUCACAGUGUUCACUGAUAAGUGGCUGGCGGUGCCCGCCCAAGUCUGGCAAGUAUAUGUGCACUUCCUGCAACGGGUGGAUAUCAGCUGUGUGACUGGCCAGCGGACCUGUCAAUCACUGGUGAUACGGGGCACCCAAGCCACCCGGAAGGUCCAGUGUUACACCUCGCACCCACAGGAGCUCAAGGUGGACCCAGCGGAGGUGUUUGUCCUCCUCCCGGGUGUGGUACAGGACCUGCAGUUGUGUGUGUGUCCGUUGCGGGCGGGCAGCCGCUUCUGCUACCUCACCGUGGUGGACGUGGAGCAACACACGCUGGUGGCCUGCUGGCUCCUCAGCCUCACCUGUCGCCUGCCCAUCCUCUCCAAGGCUUUUGAAAUGUGUGCACCUGUGGGAGGGGGUCGGGGGAGCACCCGGAAGAUCACUUACACCAACCCCUACCCCACCAGCCGUGUCCUCCUGCUACGGUCAGACCACCCUGACCUGCUCCAGUUUAAAGAGGACCGUUUUGAGAUUGGGGGAGGGGAGACCUACCGCAUCGGGCUGCGUUUCGCUCCCAGCCAAAGUCCUGGUGCUCAGGAGAUCCUCAUCUACAUCAACAACCAGGAGGAGACCACGGAGGAGACCUUCUGUGUGAAGGUGAAAUACACCUGAACACACGGCAACUCAACGCAGUACUGUACACAUCAACUACUACGGUACAGAACAAUGCUGUUUGCUAAGAAAGACAGCUCAACAAUGUUCUCAACAACUACUGUAUAGAACUCAACACUUUGCUACUUAUGAAAGACUGCUCAAUUCAGUACUCAUCAACUUGUGUAUAUAUAUAUAUUGUAACACGAUGGCUUGAUACAUAUGAAUGUAGAAUAUUUAGUAUAGAUGAGUUACUUUAUAACUGAAAGGUCCGGUACAUAUGACUGUAGGCUAAUUUUAAUAUUAUUACAAAUAAACAACUGUAUAAUUCAAACAUGCAGUCUAGAUGAAGUACUCUAUAACCGAAAGGCUUACUAUAUAUGACUAUAUUUUUGAUAGACAAUAUUUUCCUUGUAUAUGUUAAAGUUGAAGUGAUGCUUCACAGCGACUGUGUUGAUUGAGUUAUCUGUAAGUAAGAUAUUUAUGUCUAGGAAUACAUGUAUGAGGAAAAACAACUUUAUAAUGCACAGUGUGAUGUGAUGGGAAGCCAUGCCGUUGUGUUUGCUUAGCAUUCCACCUAAAUAGGUCAUGUUUCAAGAAUCAAAUGCAAAUACAGUAUAGGAUGCCAAAAUAAAAGCUCCUAAAGAGAGAGCCUGUUAUCUCUUGCAGCAGCUAGAGGUAUACACACACACGCAAUAGUUCACCAAUCAUAUUCAGGGUCAGAUAUGCCUUUAUUUGGGUGUUGGUGUACUGUACAUCAUCUUUUCUAACAUCAGAAGGCUCCCAGACAUUUCAUUUUUCUUUCUACAAUUUUUGUCAUUUAGCAGACACUCUUAUCCAGAGCGAUUUACAGUAGUGAGUGGAUAGAUUUUCAUUUGUACUGGUCCCCCGUGGGAAUCGAACCCACAACCCUGGCGUUGCAAGUGCCAUGCUCUACAGUUGUUACUUAUGACCCCACCCCCCUUUUUUCCCGACAAGGCUUGCGUUUCUCCAGAUAGCUCUUAUUAGCAAGGGCAGCACCCCUUUUAAAUCCUCUCUCUCUCUCUUUCGCUGUCUCUCUCCUUUUCCACAUGCCUCCCUUUCCCUAUCAGAGCCCAGGUCCUGCACAUUCUGUCAACAACCCCCGUCUUAUAUAAGCAUACCGCCUCGUUACACAACCUUGCUCUCUCUUCCUCAUUAGAAUGCAGGCUGCAAAAAGCCUGUACUGCUUGUACUCAGAAGAGGAGGAGAAAGGAGCAAAAAGCGAUUAAAUUCAAGAUACAAAAUGGGAAGUUAACAUUGCUUCAUAUAUUACACGGCUGGAGGGCUGUCCAUUUCUUAUUCUCCUUUUAU
Salvelinus sp. IW2-2015 is the source of this 4156-nucleotide messenger RNA. The record is from RefSeq and is a predicted model, not a curated record. Lineage: Eukaryota; Metazoa; Chordata; Actinopteri; Salmoniformes; Salmonidae.